CGUUUCAAAACCACUGAUUGAUUCUGGAGAUCGAUAAAGUCACAAUUUAUCACAUACCGUCGCGAUGUUUGUUUCAAGAUCUAUCCCUUUAAAAGCAUUCAAAUCAAACACCAGCCAAUCAUUUUCGUUUUGUGGGGAAAGAGAACUAUUGAGCUGUUAACAUCUAAUAGCGGAAAUCAUUUCUUUCUUUCGUUAUGAAAGGGAGAUGAACACUUGCGAGAUAGGAAAAUAACAGACAAGAGUACUAGCCCCUGUCAUAGCUAGCAGUAAUUAAGACCACAGAUAUUGACGGCCAUGACCUCUGUCCAGCAAUACCAUGCUGUCUAUACGUUAACCCAGAACCAGACUCUGCAAAGUGGAAGCAGAAAUGUGCCGUUUUUCUCACCUGAUUUUGGCAGAGGCGCCACUGGAGAGAGCACAGCAAGAACUCAGAGUCAGCGAGAUUGUUUCUCUUGGAGCCGGGACGCCGAAGACGCGAGUCAUGUGCACGAUGUGAACCAAGACACAACAUCAAGAAGUUACUCAACCUUUGGCUGUCAAAGACACGGCGACAAAACAUUGAACUAUUCCAUGUCGAGGUUCAAGCGCUUGGAAUCCCGCUUUCUGCUGCCUUUGACUCAGCCUCGUCACGUGACUUAUCCUAAGGUGAAGGUCCAACAAGAUCCCCUGGAAGAAAAAGUGUCAAGUCCUGAAGUAGAAUCAACAGUAGCGUCCCCUGAAGCUUGGUCACCUGUCACUUUUUAUGAAAAGCCUCUAGUCAAAUUUCGUCGUGCUAUAAGGAUGAUCUUGAUUGUACUUCGUUUCACUUCCAGUAGCAGAGAACGCAGCCAGCGCCUCUGUAACAAUCAGUCGGCGAAUUUCCUGGGCAGCAACUGGACAGCCUCAAAAAGUGCUUACGAAAUGUAUGGUAUCAGCUUCGAUCCUCAAGAUUUCAAAGCCAGAAGAGAGAUUCCAGUUAGCGCUGAAGCUAAAGCCGUGCUGUCUCUAGAAACCAAUAAAAGAACCCAACAUCAGCUACGUCUGGCCCUGGUCUCCCUGCGCCAAGCUGUUAAGGAGUUUAGUGAGUUCCCCAUCACAAUGCAAGAAUCCCUGGUCAAAGUCGGCUGGUACGAAAAUUUUGAAGCGAAACGUGUGAUUAUACGACAAGGUCACACAGCGGAGAAUUUUUACUUUAUACUGUCUGGCACAGCCGCUGUGGUGAUUCUAGAAUCAGACAAGCAAACAGGAGAACAGGUUCCUAGAACGGCAGCAUUCCUUGGCAGAGGUAAAAGUUUUGGGGAGUUGGCACUGAUGCACAAGUCACGCCGCUCUGCCACCGUCACGUGCAAGGAUGACGUAGAGCUAUUGGCUGUUGGCCGCGAAGAUUUCAUCGACAUCUUCAUGCACGUGAAGGAAGGGGUGGAGCCAGAGCACGUGAGCUUCUUGAGGACUGUGCCCAUUCUCCGAGAAUGGCCCAUACACGUGUUGCCUCUGGACGAUCCCACAGCUCUUCUGUUCACGUAUGUAAGACGCGGGGUGCUACUUUGUAAAGACAGCAACACUUCCACCUGGCUCUACGUGGUCAAAAGUGGACACUGCCGAGUGAUCAAAGCCCUUCGAGCUGUCAGCCCUGUCAAAAGGACUACGCCAAGAGACCUUUCUAAACUAGAUUCGCCCAAGUCCAAGUCCAGUCUGUCUCCAUUCCCACGUCUACCAAACAUUGGGGAAGCAAAGGCUAAAAAAGGGGCACUAGGAGGAGGUGGUGUUGAACAUGUUGGGGCGCACAGUGGUGCUCAUGGUGGUGCACAUGUGCAGGCAUAUCGCCCUUUGAGUUUAUUGAGCAACAGAGAUCCCUGGAUAGAUGAGAGAAACAGAUUAGAGCACCUGCAGACACUGGAUGCUAUUUUAGAACAGCAAAACAUACAUUUUCAAUAUAUGGCUCAGAAUAGAUCUAGUGGAAAUCUCGACUCGCCUUCCAAAAGCCCAACCCGUGACAACAAGGACCGCAAAGUGGUGUUUGUUGAGGUUAUGAAACUAGGUCAACAAGAUAUCUACGGUCUUGAGUCGUGUGUUUUCGGGCCUCUAAAGGAAACCACUAGCACGAGUCUUGUAUCUGAAGGGGCGGAGGUCAUCAUGAUAGACAGAAAGUAUUUUAUGGACCGCACCUCGGAGGAAUUGAGGAAGAAAAUACGUGGAGAGAUCCGACCGCUUCCUUCUACAGAGACGCUACAGGCCCAACUGGACACCAUGGUCAACUGGGAAGUGUACAAACAGCAAACGCUGAAGGAGGCUCUUGACUCCAGGAGGAGGAAGAAGUCCAAUUCUGAUAAACGAUGACACAAGAUCUGACCACUUCUACCAACUCAGCAUUUUAUCCAAACUCAGGACUAAAGAAUUAAAAAGAUCAACCGUUGUUCAACUAACCUAUUCACAUCAUUCUUCAAUUGACCUAUUCACAUCAAUCUUCAUAUGACCUAUUCACAUCAUUCUUUAACUGAUCUAUUCACACCAUUCUUCAACUGACCUAUUCGCACCAUUCUUCAACUGAUCUAUUGACAACAUUCUUCAACUGACCUAUUGACAACAUUCUUCAACUGACCUAUUGACAACAUUCUUCAACUGACCUAUUGACAACAUUCUUCAACUGACCUAUUGACAACAUUCUUCAACUGACCUAGUGACAACAUUCUUCAACUGACCUAUUGACAACAUUCGCUGAAUCAUCUUAUCCUUAUCUACUCACUCAUUGUAAUGGAACCCGAUGUUACAUGUAUAAAAAUAGUGUAACUACCAUAAAACCUUUGACCUCUGAGAGGUCACCACUUGUGACGUCAUUGCAAUCCAAGUUUGUGACGUGGUCUGUUAGACUGAAGUGAUGAAAUGUUUAGUUUUUAUUUCGUUUAGUUUCUAUUGUUACAUGUGAAAUAAAUAAAGAUAAAU
Biomphalaria glabrata is the source of this 2919-nucleotide messenger RNA. Its product is annotated as cyclic nucleotide-binding domain-containing protein 2-like. The coding region runs from base 295 to 2316 and encodes 673 amino acids. The record is from RefSeq and is a predicted model, not a curated record. The transcript has 15 exons. NCBI's taxonomy places the organism in Eukaryota, Metazoa, Mollusca, Gastropoda, Planorbidae.